UUAUAAAUAUUUCCAGAUAACUUUGGACGUAGUCGAAAUAAUCGACAAUGUAAUCGAAUCUGGUGUGCUCGGUACAAACCAAUCAAUGCGAGAAACAGCGUCAUCAUUUGUGACGUCACUAGAGCGGCAACUUGCAACUGUAGCAGCAGCAGGCAUGAAUUUCACUACGGUACAGCCGCAUGUCGGCGUUAUGACGUUGUCAGUUAGCUCAGAUUCUCUAGAAAACGGACUUGUGUAUGUGGCAUUCUCUGAUGGUGAUUCUGUUAAGGAAAAUUUUGAACCGAACAAUGUGAAAACUUUUUUUGAGAAUAUCUUUCCCAUUGACAUGGUGGGAGCGUCCAUCGCUCUUCCACCUGAGAUAGUUUCUAUAAGCCAAGCUCAAACAGGGGAGGAUGAGAUUCGAGUUUAUUUUACUGUUUACCAAAAUAGUUCGCUAUUUAUUUCAAACAAAUUGUCUAAAGAGUCCCGGCAGGAUUUUACGCGGCAGGUUGGCAGCCAUGUUAUUUCAGCUUCGGUAGAGGCAGUAAAGAUUGACGGAUUGGUAUACCCUGUAAAAGCAGCAUUUCUUCCACGUUUUGAAACUAUCAACAACACAGAAUGUGUUUUCUGGGAUUUUUCUGUUGACGAUGGCGUGGGUGAUUGGUCAAGUGAUGGUUGUGUAUAUAACAAGACAGAAGAUGACCGUGUAAUAUGCUUCUGUGACCACCUUACCAACUUCGCUAUUCUUGUUGAUUAUUAUGAACCUAAGGAUUCGCCGUUUCAGGAUGUUUUGACUAUCAUCAGCUUGAUUGGAUGCAUCGUGUCCAUUGUCUGUCUAGCAAUUACGAUUGCCACGUACCUUUAUUUUAAGCAAUUUCGAAGCAAGCGCCCUCAAAGAAUACUUAUCAACCUAUCAUUUUCUUUGCUUCUCCUGUAUCUCGUGUUUGCUAUUGGAAUUGAAAAGACAAGUUCCAGGAAUGGGUGUAUCGCCGUUGCCGCAUUAAUUCAUUAUUUUGGACUGGCUUCGGUAUUCUGGAUGUCCAUCGAAGCUGUAAACAUGUACCUUAUGUUUGUCAAGGUCUUUUAUGAUGAUAUUGAAUAUUUCAUGCUGAAAGUAUGCGCGAUUGGAUAUGGUGUUCCUCUUAUUAUUGUGGCAAUUUGCUUGGGAAUUGACGUUGACAACUACGCGAAUGAAAACUACUGUUUCAUUCCUUCAGGGAAUGUUCGAAAUUUUGGCUUCAUCCUCGUGAUUGGUGUCCUCAUAUUGUUUAAUAGCGUAGUAUUCAUUUUAGUCAUGCGUAAACUUACCUGUGGGCGAAAAAUUGCCAAGACGAUCGACCAAUCAAAGAGGGAGAUAGUUAUCAAACGUUUACAAAAUGCUAUAGCCGUUUCUGUCCUACUCGGCCUAACGUGGGCUUUCGGAUUUCUGGCAAUUGAUUCGGACUCAUCUGUACGGGAUGUGUUUCAGACGUUAUUUUGCAUUUUCAAUUCACUCCAAGGUCUCUUUAUCUUUUUGUUGUUCUGCGUACGACAGAAAGAUAUUCGUGAUGCAUGGAAGGGAUGCUGUAAGGAAAGCGACAGAGCAAGCAGGGUGAAAUACGCCACUGAUACGAGCAACAAAAAGGUUAAGGACCAGAGUAUUCCAUUAACGCAUGACUCUACUCAAAACAGUAAUACUCAAAGCAGUAAUACUAAGAGCAAUGUUUAAGUGUAAGCCUAGAUGUCAAUGAUACGUCUAUUAUUAAAAGUUCUACAGCACGUUUAUUAAGCGUCUAGGUCCCCCUCCCCCUUGUAGGCGGUCCGUGGGACAGAUUUUCCCACGGAACCAUUUACUCUAGCCUGUGUGGUCGUGAAAAGAUCUGUCGCUGGAAGAUAGAUUUUAGAUAUAAAGGGAGAAAGGCAUCUGGGAUCCUACUUCGGAUUUUUUUUUAGUUUUAAAGAUACUGUACGUAGUUUUCGUCCCUCCGCCAUUAGGGCAUUGAACAAUUUUAAUUUUCGUAUUUUAUGUUUAUUUUUGUUAAGGAACAAGAUCAAUUUUCAUUGUAUGUGUAUUGUACAUGUAUAUAAUGACAAAUAAAUCUAUUGAGUAUUGAGUUGAUGUUUGGAAAUGCACUCUCCUGCAU
Molecule: messenger RNA, 2102 nt
Organism: Anneissia japonica
Lineage: Eukaryota; Metazoa; Echinodermata; Crinoidea; Comatulida; Comatulidae
Product: adhesion G-protein coupled receptor G2-like
Exons: 6
Coding region: 86-1687 (533 amino acids)
Biological process (GO): G protein-coupled receptor signaling pathway; cell surface receptor signaling pathway
Cellular component (GO): membrane
Molecular function (GO): G protein-coupled receptor activity
Source: RefSeq, a predicted model, not a curated record